This is a messenger RNA of Echinostoma caproni, 738 nucleotides long. The record is from the annotation of a GenBank genome assembly. NCBI's taxonomy places the organism in Eukaryota, Metazoa, Platyhelminthes, Trematoda, Plagiorchiida, Echinostomatidae.
AUGGGUGGCUAUUGGUUAACCGAAGUGAUCCCAAUCUAUGUUACCGCUUUACUACCGAUUGUUCUUGGUCCAAUGCUUGGAUUGAUGAAAUCCUCCCAGGUUUGCCAGGCCUAUAUGAAGGAUACGAACAUGCUAUUCAUCGGUGGACUUUUUGUGGCGACGACAAUUGAGCAUCGAGGUUUGCACAAGCGAAUCGCAAUCUCAGUGCUUCGAAUUGUUGGAAGUGAUCCAAAAAUGACACCUCACAUACCACAAAUGUUAGAGCAAGGCAUGAAAACUGCGCCUGAAGCCCAUCUGGACUUUACUUCAGCGGAACAACAUCCACAUCAUCACGAAGCAUCGGUCAAUGGAAACGUCGAGAUAAACGUCACAAAUCAUAAUAAACUGAACAACGAUCCAGGGGAUCGACUAAAAGCAAUGAAUAAUCUUUGCAUCGGACUCAGUUUGAGUAUCUGUUAUUCAUCCACGUGUGGAGGUAUUGCAACCAUUACAGGAACUGCUCCGAAUUCCAUUUUGUUUGGCUUGGUGAACGGGAGUUUUUGUAGUAGAAACCGUGGUUCCAAACGCGAUGCUAUGGUAAACGAUGUUAUAGCAAAAGAAGUACGGGUACUUGGAAAGUUCACGUAUGCUGAGGGCGUGUGUUGCAUUUUGUUCCUGCUGAUUACACUUCUAUGGGUUACUCGUAAUGCCGGUCCAUCCGGGUGGGAUCGAUUUUUCAACCACGAUGGUGAAAUGUAA